AUGGCCCCGUGGCUGCAGCUCUGUUCCUUCUUCUUCACUGUCAACGCCUGCCUCAACGGCUCGCAACUGGCAGUGGCUGCGGGGGGCUCGGGCCGCUCGAGGGGCGCCGACACCUGUGGCUGGAGGGGAGUGGGGCCGGCCGGCCGAAACAGCGGGCUGCACAACGUCACCUUCAGAUAUGACAACUGUACGACCUACUUGAAUCCAGUUGGGAAGCACAUGAUUGCCGAUGCCCAGAACAUCACAAUCAGCCAGUAUGCUUGCCAUGACCAAGUGGCGGUCACCAUUCUUUGGUCCCCAGGGGCCCUUGGCAUUGAAUUCCUGAAAGGAUUUCGAGUAAUACUGGAGGAGCUGAAGUCAGAGGGAAGGCAGUGCCAACAACUGAUUCUAAAGGACCCGAAACAGCUCAACAGUAGCUUCCAAAGAACGGGAAUGGAAUCUCAGCCUUUCCUGAAUAUGAAAUUUGAAACGGAUUACUUUGUAAAGAUUGUCCCCUUCCCUUCCAUUAAAAAUGAAAGCAAUUACCAUCCUUUCUUCUUCAGAACCCGGGCCUGCGACCUGUUGUUACAACCAGACAACAUGGCCUGUAAGCCCUUCUGGAAGCCUCGGAAUCUGACUAUCACCCAGCACGGUUCAGACGUACAAGUGUCCUUUGACCACGCGCCACAUAACUUUGGCUUCCGUGGCUUCUAUCUUCACUAUAAGCUCAAGCAUGAAGGCCCCUUCAGGCGGAGGACGUGCAAGCAGGACCAGAACACAGAGACAAGCAGCUGCCUCCUCCAAAAUGUUUCUCCAGGGGGUUAUGUCAUGGAGCUGGUGGACGACAACAACACAACCAGGAAAGUGGUGCAGUACGCCGUGAGGCCAGUGCACUCUCCCUGGGCGGGACCCAUCAGAGCUGUGGCCAUCACUGUGCCUCUGGUCGUCAUCUCCGCCUUCGCUACGCUCUUCACUGUGAUGUGCAGAAAGAAACAGCAAGAAAAUAUAUAUUCACAUUUAGAUGAAGAAAGCCCGGAGUCCUCCACAUACGCUGCGGCUCUCCCCAGAGACAGGCUCCGGCCCCGGCCCAAGGUCUUCCUCUGUUACUCCAGUAAAGAUGGCCAGAGUCACAUGAAUGUGGUCCAGUGUUUUGCCUACUUCCUCCAGGAUUUUUGUGGCUGUGAGGUGGCUCUGGACCUCUGGGAAGAUCUCAGCCUCUGCAGAGAAGGGCAGAGAGAAUGGGUCAUUCAGAAGAUCCACGAGUCCCAGUUCAUCAUUGUCGUGUGCUCCAAAGGCAUGAAGUACUUCGUAGAUAAGAAGAACUACAAACACAAAGGAGGCAGUCGAGGCACGGGCCAAGGAGAGCUCUUCCUCGUGGCUGUGGCCGCCAUUGCGGAAAGGCUCCGUCAGGCCAAGCAGAGUUCAUCUGCAGCACUGAGCAAGUUUAUCGCUGUCUACUUUGAUUAUUCCUGUGAAGGAGAUGUCCCCUGCGUUCUGGACCUGAGCACCAAAUACAAGCUCAUGGACAACCUUCCCGAGCUGUGUUCCCAUCUGCACUCGGGAGAGCACAGCCUUCAGGGGCUGGCUCAGCACCCAGGACACCACAGCAGUAGAAGGAACUACUUCCGGAGCAAGUCUGGCCGCUCCUUGUAUGUUGCCAUUUGCAACAUGCACCAGUUUAUCGAUGAGGAACCUGAUUGGUUCGAGAAGCAGUUUAUACCCUUCCCUCCUCCCGCUGUGCGCUACCAGGAGCCAGUCCUGGAGAAGUUUGACUCCGGUUUGGUUUUAAAUGAUGUCAUAACCAAACCAGGGCCAGAGAGUGACUUCUGUCUAAAAGCUGAGGCUGCUAUACUUGGGGCCCCUAGGCCAGCUGACUCAUACUCGUACCUGGAAAAUCAGCAUGCAAGCCUGGACCAGGAUACUGAGGCCCAGCCCAUCUGCGAGAGUGGCCCUGCCUUGCCCCUGUUGCAUGCAGUGAAAGCUGGCAUUCCCUCGGAUAUGCCGCGGGACUCAGGCAUAUAUGAUUCCUCUGUGCCCUCAUCAGAGUUGUCUCUGCCUCUGAUGGAAGGACUCUCCCCUGACCAGAUGGAAACAUCUUCCCUGACCGAGAGUGUAUCUUCCUCCUCUGGCCUAGGUGAAGAGGAUCUCCCUACCCUCCCUUCCAAGCUCCUCGCCUCUGGGGUGUGCAAAGAAGAACAUGGUUGCCACGGCUAUACUGAUGAACUCCAAGUGGUUGCCCCUUUGUAAGGACAUGGGAGCAUCUAAGCUUCGCCACUUUAACGGCUGCUGCUUGGGUUUCCCAGCUCACCUCUGUGUUGUGCAGCCUGCCUGGGGCUGAGGGCUCGCACAAUGAUAUCUGGAGUGAAAUUCUGGCCAAUACUCAAUCCUGGCUGCUCCGGCCCUCUAAGAGAUAUUUAGCAGAGUCUCCGAUUUCCCAAAAGCAUAUGGAGCUCUCCAAGGCAUGUCCAUUAGAGCAGGCGGCAGCCGGCUAUGUGAGGCCAUUCCUUGGAUUGGAGCCUUUCCUGGCAGGCAGAGAGGAAGCAGGCACAGAGAAGCAGGAGGCACCAACCCUGCUUGUUCUGACUCCACUGACCUCUGCAAACUUUACCUGUUCUCGCCGGGCGGUGGUGGCGCACGCCUUUAAUCCCAGCACUCGGGAGGCAGAGCCAGGCGGAUCGCUGUGAGUUCGAGGCCAGCCUGGGCUACCAAGUGAGCUCCA
Molecule: messenger RNA, 2698 nt
Organism: Peromyscus maniculatus bairdii (prairie deer mouse)
Lineage: Eukaryota; Metazoa; Chordata; Mammalia; Rodentia; Cricetidae
Gene: Il17rd
Product: interleukin 17 receptor D
Molecular function (GO): interleukin-17 receptor activity
Source: RefSeq, a predicted model, not a curated record